Messenger RNA from Babesia bovis T2Bo, 1075 nucleotides. RefSeq lists its product as uncharacterized. The transcript has a single exon. NCBI's taxonomy places the organism in Eukaryota, Apicomplexa, Aconoidasida, Piroplasmida, Babesiidae. The record is from RefSeq and is a predicted model, not a curated record. The coding region runs from base 43 to 1026 and encodes 327 amino acids.
CUACUAUUACCCUGUAAUCUAGAAGUAGACAUAGUUCAUAGUAUGGAUCCCAAACAAAUUGGCAGCCUUGUGUGUUAUGGCCGUGGUAAAAAUGACAAGAGUGAUUGCUGUGCUCUUUCUAUGCAACCUAUUAUUAGACGUCGGAGGUCGUCUCAGGAUGACACUGCUGGUGUGAUUGAACCCAGUUCACUUGACGCAGCUGGGUUACCUUCAGAUCAGUGUACGCGUGAAUUUUCUGCUCGCUGCAAUCGCAAAUACCAUAGCGGUACAAAAAACACACCUCCUCCUGUUGAUAUGGCUGUAUAUAAGGGAUUAAGGCAGCAUGUUGACUUUAACAAUCGAGAGGUGGUCACUGCGUUACCGGGUGUUAAACCUCCACUAACAGUUUCGGCACUUCAAGGGAAGAUAAGGGAGCAGUAUGCACGCGUUCACGGGGCUACAUCGGCCACGCUUACUGGCACCAACACGGUGUUCAAGCCUUUGGGUAUCAAUACAAAUGCCCCCAAGAGUGAGCGUGAAGCCAACCGACUGCGCAGCAUGGGCCACUGCAGGAUAUUUUUCGAUACACUGGACAACGAUUCCACACAAUCCGUAGUUGAAGUACCUGAUUCAAGGGCAAUUUGCGCGGAUACUACCCACGAAUCAGGUGUUGUAUCCAAUACUGUUGUGGAUCCCUUACCAUUAGAGCCGGUUCCAAAGGAAUUAACUAUUAUUGGUGGCACUCGUACAGUAUAUUCCCGUGAUGCGCGAUGGCAGGUUGUAACUAUGCACAUGGUAUCCAUUGAUCCCUCGAUGACUGACCGUGAGAUAGAGAACAUAGCUCGUGAGGCUGAUAUGCAGGUAGUGACGCUUAAUUUGGACCGUAAUAUCAUAUCACAUCUUUGUAAUGGUACUGGUACAAUAACUUGUCGUCAUACUGGUGGUGAAGCGGGUUUGUUACGCUUUACUAAUCUUUUGGCACAGCGCGGGAUACAACUGUAUGUAACUGAUCUAAUAUCGAAACCGGAUACCAAGGUUACAAGUUGACUGUCAUCUGUAUACUAAUAACUCCCGGUACUCGGGAUAAACGGAUAGU